AAAUAAAAAAGAAUGAAGCAGUACCACAAUAAGCAGCAUUUCAGCCACGAACACAUCCUGGCACCCCUCCAUCUAGACGCCGGCGAAGAAAUCAAAUGCGACGGCUGCGAAGAACUUGUCUCCGACACCUUCUACGGCUGCCUUGAGUGCAAUUUCUUCCUCCACCCGGUUUGCUCGGAGGCCCCUCGGUCCAUGGUGCACCCCUCCCACCCGGACCACCCGCUAACCCUCCAUCAGAACCCAACCUACUCGAGCCGAGCCUACUGCUGCGACGCGUGUGGGUCCGGCGGCAAAGGCUUCAGCUUCAGCUGCGCCCACUGCGAGUUCGAUCUCCACAUCCUCUGCGCGGCUCUUGCGCCGACUUUCCUCUUCAAGAAGGAGCACCCGCACGAGUUCAAACUCGUGUGCGAGCCGGAGAGGGCCAACAAGCUCACGUGCUACAUAUGCAGUGUCGGGAACCAGGGGUACUGGCUGUACUACUGCGGCGCGUGCGGUAUUGGCGCGCAUGUGAAUUGCUUGUCGUCCAAGCAUGAGGAGGAUAAAGGGAGAGUGAAUGAUGGUGGUGGGACUAAGACGAAGAAGCAGGUUUCUGUUAAGGGGGAGUCGUCGUCUUCUUCGUCGGUAUCGGUCGGUCGGAAAACGGAAGCGGAGGCGAGACGUGUGGAGGAGGCGACGCUGGAGGCGCAGAGGCAGCUGCUGGAAAAGAGGCUGGCGCAGCAGUUGAUGCUUGAUGCUAUGGAUAAUGCUAGUGACUAUGUUGGACCGCCCUAUACCAGAAAAUACUAUUACUAUUGA
This is a messenger RNA of Erythranthe guttata (spotted monkey flower), 795 nucleotides long. RefSeq lists its product as hypothetical. The record is from RefSeq and is a predicted model, not a curated record. NCBI's taxonomy places the organism in Eukaryota, Viridiplantae, Streptophyta, Magnoliopsida, Lamiales, Phrymaceae.